Messenger RNA from Gossypium arboreum, 3164 nucleotides. Its product is annotated as probable inactive histone-lysine N-methyltransferase SUVR2. The transcript has 10 exons. The coding region runs from base 290 to 2803 and encodes 837 amino acids. Gene Ontology annotation, cellular component: nucleus. NCBI's taxonomy places the organism in Eukaryota, Viridiplantae, Streptophyta, Magnoliopsida, Malvales, Malvaceae. The record is from RefSeq and is a predicted model, not a curated record. Gene Ontology annotation, molecular function: protein binding; histone methyltransferase activity; zinc ion binding.
CAGUGUUAAAAACAACCACAACGUAUUUCAUCAAAGUAUGUAGUCUCCUUCAGCGGAACAACGUGUUGUUUACGCGCCAAUAUAAGUGUGAUCAACUGAGGCAGAGCUAAUUAAAACAUUUUCAAAUCAAUUUCUUUUUUAUCCCGAAGAUUCAGAGACUUAAAAAACCCUCUAGUAAAUUUACCCUAUGUUUUCCACUCUCCAAUGCAAUUUCUCUCUCUCUCGCUUUCUCCUACUCAACAAGUCUGGUAUCAAUAUAAAAUAUCGGCAUAGUAGCUGAGAAAGCAUCAUGGCACGAAACCCCAGAAUUGUGCAGGCCUUCCGCGCCAUGAAGGAAAUAGGAAUUCGCGAGGACAAAGUGAAACCAGUAUUGAAGAGGCUUCUAAAUUUAUAUGAAAAGAAUUGGGAGCUAAUUGAAUCAGAAAAUUAUAGAGUUCUUGCUGAUGCCAUCUUUGAUGAGGAGGAGAGUAAGGUGUCGGAACUGGAAAAAUACAAGAAAUGCGAUGAGGAUGAAGAUACUGAAGGAGGAGGUUUGGUACAUGAUGAGCUUGUGAGGCGGCCCUUAAAAAGAUUGAGAAGACUAGGUGAGACAUCAAGUUCUCAUAGAACCGGCAGCCCCAAUGUGGGUGGAACACUUUUAAAGAAGCCUAAAGUCGAGGAUGAACCAUCUCCUGCUUCUUUACAACAGAAGUCACUUCAGUGCAAUAUUGGAAAAAGGACAGAAUACCUGCCUGCUUCACCUGGUUCUGUUUCACCUCAGCCUGUUUCUCCUGCUUCUGUUUCACCCUAUCAUGGUGAUAGGACUGCCUUACCUGGUCCUGUUUUAUUUCAGUCUCCCUCUCCUGCUCAUGCUUCACCCCAUCAUGGAGGUAUGAAUAAAGGGAAGCAAACCGUGGAACCUAGGCCUUUGGCCGUACUGGGAAGACCUGAACCAAAUUCGCAUUCAUCUCAAAUGCAUUUUAGCAGCAAAGGAAAGGAACUAAUGUCACCUAAUGUCACUUCUAAUGGGAAAGGCCCUCAGAGAGUCUCUCUCUCCUUGCAUAUUAAAGAUCUGGCACCGGAGCCUUGUGUUAUUCCUAAGAAAAGAGUGGUUGAUACUCAUGCACUGAUCAUACCUAAGGAAGAGCCAUUUACUGAUGACAUGCCACAGGAUGAGGUUCCUAUUGCAGUAAUUCAUCCAGAUCCAUUAAGUGGAAAAGAUUUGGCAAUUAGGGAAUUUUCAACAGGAAAAUCAAAUUGGCAGGAACCUCCAGAAUCCCUGCAUGCAGAUGAAAUUGUAGGUGGUGGUGCUUCAGCUUCGAUGAGUAAGAGGCAUACCAGUUGUGAGCUUGCUACUGUUUCUAAUGAAAUUCCUUCUAGACUAGAAAUUGCAUCAUCACAAUUGGGCGAGGUGAAGAUUUCUGUAAGCUACAACAAUUCUGCUCUUGGAGGACAAAAAUUCCAAUUGCCUAGCAUAGAUGAGCUAAGAGAACUAAUGGAACAGAGAUGUCUCCGAUCAUAUAAACUCAUUGACCCAAAAUUUGAUAUCAUUAAAAUUCUAAAUGAUAUGUGUGAGUGCAUCUCGGAAUUGGCAACUAAUUCCUCUAAUCAAUCGCGGGAAGGUGAUGUGAUGCCAGCUCUUGAUGUGUUGAAGAGAUCUCCUGGAAGGGAUGCUCUUGAUGCUGAGAGCAAUAGAGAAAAUGGUUGCAUGCUAGCCAGACUGUUAAAUGGAUCUUUCAUUGUUCAGCCCUCUUCAAAUGGAUGUGUUGAUGAUGUAGGGGGGAAGGAAUUGGUGGUUCUUCCACAGCAUGAACUUACUCUUAAUGAAUUAAGGUGGCUUCAUGAUGCAAGUGACAUAACCAAGGGAGAAGAAAAAGUUGAAAUUUCAUGGGUAAAUGAAAUUAAUAAAGAUUUUCCUCCACCGUUUCAAUAUAUUUCAGAGAAUCUCGUAUUUCAAAAUGCUCAUGUUAGUUUUAAUCUUUAUGGGAUUGGAGAUGAAAGUUGUCCGACAUGUUUUGGGGAUUGUCUCUUGGCUGAGCAGCCGUGUGGUUGUGCUUGUCGAGCUGGGAGAAAAUUUGCAUACUCUUCAGCGGGUGUUGUUGAAGAGGACUUCUUAGGAGAGUGCAUCUCUAUGACUCGUGAUCCUCAACAACAAUUUCUCCUUUAUUGUACAGAAUGCCCCAUUGAGAGAUCCAAGAAGGAUGACUUUCCAGAACCUUGCAAGGGGCACUUAAAGAGAAAAGUUAUCAAAGAAUGUUGGAGCAAAUGUGGCUGCCAUAAGCAGUGUGGUAACAGAGUAGUUCAGAGAGGUCUAAACUACAAAUUGCAGGUUUUUUUGACACCUGAUGAAAAAGGUUGGGGCCUCAGAACUCUAGAGAAGCUUCCCAAAGGGGCCUUCAUAUGUGAGUUUGUUGGAGAAAUACUCACUAUAUCUGAGUUGUAUGCAAGGAACAGAGAGAAACAUACUUGCCCUAUCCUGUUAGAUGCUUAUUGGGGGUUGAAGGGAGGUUCUAGGGAUGAAGAAGCUCUCUGUUUGGAUGCCACAUGUUAUGGAAAUGUCGCUCGGUUUAUCAAUCAUAGAUGCUUUGAUGCAAACUUGAUUGAAAUUCCUGUUGAAGUGGAGACCCCGGAUCUUCGUUACUACCAUCUAGCCUUCUUCACAACUAGAGAAGUUCAUGCACUUGAAGAGCUUACUUGGGAUUAUGGUAUCGACUUCGAUGAUCUUGAUCAUCCUGUUAAGGCAUUCCGGUGCAGAUGUGGCAGUAAGUUUUGCAGGAACAUGAAACGUUCAACCAGGUCUAAAUCUGCAAUAAUCACCGGAUGAACCGAUUCUCAGUCAUGGAAAUGUUUUGCCAUCUUCAAGGCACUUAUUUUGGAAUAUCCUUUUGCGUGGUUUAGAUUUGGACAAAGUGAAUGCUAGUCAACCCUGCGGUGUGGUUUUGAUGUGAAAUUGUGAACAGUGUACAUAGUUACCUUCUUUUUUUGGCCUGAUGAAACUAUACACUUAUUACUAGGUAAUGGUAGGUAAUAGAAAUCAGGAAAAUGUGCAUUCUGAUAGGGCUGUAGUGUGCAGCAACUGCAGGGGUUAAAUGCUAAUGGACAAUGAAUUCUAGUGUCAAUUUACACAUGUAUCUUCGUUCUUUUUGGAUUGCCUUCUGCCUUAUUUCUAUGUCACGUUCCUCAAA